GCACCGCCCUUCUUAGCCACGCCAGCCCAGCGGUCGCUCUUUGGCCAGCAGCGCUCGCGUUGGCCACUUCUCUCUGCGCCGGUGCGCAUCGUCCUUCCUUCUCGCCACCAACCCGACCUGCUCAUCCCCACAGGUCACCCUUCCCUUCCCAUACCCCCCCACCACACUCCCUCAGCAAUGAGCACGAAGCACGUCUUCCCCACCGCCGAGGGCCUCGUCGAGAAGGCCGAGCGCGGCGCCGUUGCGCUCAACCCUGCACUGCGCUUCUACGCCAAGCACAAGGUCAUCUACGAUGCGACGCACUCCAACGACAAGGUCGCCAUCAUCUCCGGCGGCGGCGCCGGCCACGAGCCGGGCCACGCGGGCGUCAUUGGCAAGGGCAUGCUCACUGCCGCCAUCUCUGGCGAGGUCUUUGCCUCGCCGUCGGCCAGCCAGAUCUGCUCCGGCCUCGACCUGGCCAACACCGACGCCGGCGUCAUCAUGGUCGUGAACAACUACACCGGCGACUGCCUCAACUUCGGCCUGGCUGCCGAAAAGGCACGCGCGGCCCUUGCCAUCUCGGGCAACAAGAAGAGCGGCGGCGUCGAGAUGGUCAUCAUCGGCGACGACGUUGCCGUGGGCCGUGCGCGCGGCGGCCUCGUCGGCCGCCGCGGCCUCGGCGGCAACAUCUUCACGUGCAAGAUUCUCGGCGCCGGCACGCAGAAGGGCCUCAAUGUGCAGCAGCUCAAGAAGCUCGGCGACUCUACGAUUGCCAACACGGUCACCGUGGGCAUGUCGCUCGACCACUGCCACGUGCCCGGCCGUCCCAAAGAGCGCGAGGAGUGGGGCGGCCUGCCCGACGAGGCGUGCGAGAUUGGCCUGGGCAUCCACAACGAGCCCGGCUUCAAGCGUCUGGACCGCGUGCCGGAGCCCGACAAGCUCAUUGGCGAGAUGCUCGGCUACCUGCUCAACACCGACGACGAGGACCGCCACUACCUCGACUUUGACAGGGACGACGCGCCGGUGCUCUUCAUCAACAACCUCGGCGGCAUGAGCCAGCUCGAGAUGAACGCCAUCACCGACGUGACGAUUGAGCAGCUCGCCAAGACGUGGAGCCUGCACCCGUCGCGCGUGUACUGCAACCAGUACAUGACGUCGCUCAACGCGCCCGGCUUUGGCAUUUCGCUCGUGAACCACAAGAACGUGGCGCGCGAGACGGGCGAGGACCUGCUGGCGCUGCUCGACGCGCCCACCGACGCGUACGCCUGGUCGGGCGUGCAGACGGGCUGGGGCAAGGCGACGGGCCAGCCUCGGGACCGUGCGGCCGAGGAGAAGGAGGCGUCGGACCGGCUCGAUGCCGUGCGCGCCCAGGGCGGAUCCGUCUCGGGCCUCUCUGCCGACGCCGGCAAGUCGGCUGGCGGCCCUUCCAACGCCGAUCCGGCACUCGCGCGUCGUGCGAUUGAGGGUGCCUGCAAGUCGGCCAUCGCUGCCGAGCCGGACCUGACGCGCUUCGACACCAUCGUCGGCGACGGCGACUGCGGCGAGACGCUGGCGUUUGCCAGCAACGCCGUGCUCAAGGCGCUGCGGGAGGACAAGAUUGACCUGAACAACGCCGCCGGCACGUGUCUGACGCUCGGCACCGUGCUGGAGUCGGCCAUGGGCGGCACUUCCGGCGCCAUCUACGCCCUCUUCUUCGCCGGCCUCGUGCAGGGCAUCGUCAAUGGUCCCGGCAAGACUGGCUCUGCCGCCGGCCUGGCGGAGUGGGGCUACGCGGCCAAGUCUGCGCUCGAGCAGCUGGGCACCUACACGCCCGCGCGCCCGGGCGACCGCACCCUCGUCGAUGCGCUGACGCCGUUCUGCGUCGAGCUGGGCGCGGGCAAGAGCCUGGCCGAGGCGGUGGCGGCGUGCAAGAAGGGCGCAGAGGCGACAAAGGGCAUGAAGGCGCGCCUGGGACGGGCCACGUACGUGGCGAGCAUGGAGGGCGACAUGCCGCCGGACCCGGGAGCGUGGGGCGUGUGGGCUCUCACCGAGGGCCUGCUCAAGGAGCUGUAG
Messenger RNA from Tilletiopsis washingtonensis, 2031 nucleotides. RefSeq names its product putative DAK2-dihydroxyacetone kinase. Gene Ontology annotation, molecular function: ATP binding; glycerone kinase activity. Gene Ontology annotation, cellular component: cytosol. The coding region runs from base 178 to 2031 and encodes 617 amino acids. Gene Ontology annotation, biological process: glycerol catabolic process. Lineage: Eukaryota; Fungi; Basidiomycota; Exobasidiomycetes; Entylomatales. The record is from RefSeq and is a predicted model, not a curated record. The transcript is spliced from 4 exons.